GUAAACGUUUAACUUGAGAUACAUCAGUGUAAUGUAGGACUUUUUUUCGCCCUAUUUGAUUCUUAUCAGUUUUAUUUGUCUGCUGUAACUUAAAUUGAGGGAUAUUGCAAUGUUUCAUACAUAUGGCAUUCGAAUUAUUCACAACGCUGUGCAUUAGUUUGGCUAGAUAUUUGAGGCAUGCCCAGCUUUAUAUUUUAUUUAAAAAUAUCUGCACUGUUUUGGGUAUUUAAUAUUCGACGAAGGUAACGGUGGCCUGCUUGAAUAUCUGGGCUACCUGUUUCUGCCAUCUAAUUAUUUCAACAAGUUAUCUGUUUUUUCAUUAAUCGCAUAGCCUAUGCGGGCGCUUUUAUGAAAAGCCUGCGACCUUUCGCUGCACAAGUUACAAAAUGUACUAUAAAAGACAUCGUGGUCGUUGGCAAUAUGCAUUAAAAAGAAUGAAAAUUAAUCAUAUGUCGAUUCUAGAGCUUCUAAAUUCUAACUGCCGAUCACUAAUCAACAAAGUGGACUAUCUGCGACUCUUACUAUGUCAAAAUAUGUAUCGUAAUUGUGAUGUCAUCGCAAUUCAAGAAUCUUGGUUAAAUAAUUUACAGGAUGACUGCCUAGAAUCACUACGUGAUUUCAAAAUUUAUCCUCAGGAUCGAUCAAACAAUAAAAAAAGGUGUGGGGGCGGUGUAGCUACGUUUGUAAACAUAACCUGGUGUCGAUCUUCGUUUGUGUGUUUUAAGUUUUCAAAUGACUUUAUUGACUGUAUAACUUUAAGAUGUCGCCCAAAACAUCUGAAUAAAUACAAAUAUGUUCAUGUUACUAAUAUCUACGUGACUCCAGACUGAACAUCAUCUGCUCUAUCUGGUUUCGCUGAUGAAUUCACUGAUUUCGCUGUUUCUGC
Molecule: messenger RNA, 886 nt
Organism: Schistosoma curassoni
Lineage: Eukaryota; Metazoa; Platyhelminthes; Trematoda; Strigeidida; Schistosomatidae
Source: the annotation of a GenBank genome assembly